This is a messenger RNA of Ricinus communis (castor bean), 2148 nucleotides long. RefSeq names its product wall-associated receptor kinase-like 20. Gene Ontology annotation, molecular function: ATP binding; protein serine/threonine kinase activity; polysaccharide binding. NCBI's taxonomy places the organism in Eukaryota, Viridiplantae, Streptophyta, Magnoliopsida, Malpighiales, Euphorbiaceae. The transcript is spliced from 2 exons. Bases 106 to 2019 code for a protein of 637 amino acids. The record is from RefSeq and is a predicted model, not a curated record. Gene Ontology annotation, cellular component: plasma membrane. Gene Ontology annotation, biological process: protein phosphorylation; cell surface receptor signaling pathway.
GUUUUAAGUUAGAGAAAUGUGUGUGUAGGACUCCCAUUUAAAUUCUGUGGUUUUGCACAACCUUAAACUCUUACACCUUAAUACAUUCUUCAUGUGACUAUUCUCAUGAAGCCAACACCAUCACCACCACCAUAUCACCUCCUCCUCACGGCGGCGCUACUCUUGACCUUCGCCGUAAGCACUUUCUCAGCCAUCCAAUGCCCCAACUGUGGCAACAUGUCAGUCCCAUAUCCACUCAGCACAGGACCCACAUGUGGCGACCAAUCUUAUAAAAUCACAUGCAACGCAAGUACUCUUGUAUUCGAUACGGUUAAUAACUCGUACCCGAUCAUUUCUAUCGAUCAAUCCACUCAACGGCUGGUGAUACAGCCAGCAGAUAUCAUACCAAACACCUGCAUGGUGUCUGAUUAUAUUCACCAAGGAAUACAGUUGAACAGUUCGCUGCCUUUCAAUAUUACUAGUUCCAAUACGGUCAUGCUCAUGAAUUGUUCUGAAUCAAUCCUUGAUCAACCGUUGGAUUGUUCAGCGACCAGCUUGUGCCACUUGUAUGCUAACAGUACUAGAGGAAGACAGGAGUCUCCGUGUGCGGAUUUCUCCUUGUGUUGUACCUACAAAGCGGGCGGGUCACCUUCGGCUUAUAGGAUACGGAUUCGCGAGGCGGGCGGGUGUAGAGCCUAUAAAAUUUUUGUUAAUUUGGAUACCGAUUUACCCGUGGAUAGGUGGCAAGAUCCGGGGCUGGAGAUUCAGUGGGAGCAACCACAAGAGCCGGUUUGUGGGUCUCAGGUGGAUUGUGAUGGGAGCUCCGCUUGUGGCCCUGACCCGAAUAUAAGUGGGGUUAAAAGGUGCUAUUGUAAGGUCGGACUUCGGUGGGAUCCGACCCAAGGCAUAUGUGCUCAACCUGCUGGUUGUGAAGGUCUUGGAGGCUGUGGUGAUAGAUCAAGGAAGACUGCACUCAUAGCAGGUUUAAGUUCCAGCCUCAGCGUAUUGCUCUUGGCUAUCACCAUCGGUGUCCCACUCUACAAACAUAACAAAGGCAUCAAAGAAGCACAAGAACGUUUGGCCAGACACCGCGAAGAAAUCUUGAGUGCCGAUGGAAGCAAAACAGCAAAACUCUUUACAGGGAAAGAGAUCAAGAAAGCAACGAACAGCUUCUCCAAAGACCGUCUCAUAGGCGCAGGCGGGUACGGUGAAGUCUAUAAAGGCGUUCUUGAUGAUGGCACUGUGGUUGCUGUCAAAUGUGCUAAGCUUGGAAAUACGAAAAGCACUGACCAGCUUUUGAACGAGGUUCGAAUCCUAUGCCAAGUCAAUCACAGAAGUCUCGUAGGCUUGCUUGGUUGCUGUGUUGAGCUGGUGCAGCCUAUUCUUGUUUAUGAAUAUAUACAAAAUGGAACUCUUCUUGAUCAUUUAGGGGGGCUUGAUGGACAAAGCCGACUAUCUUGGACAUGUCGUCUCCGAAUUGCUCAUGAGACUGCAGAGUGCCUCAGUUAUCUCCACACCUCUGCUACUCCUCCAAUAUAUCAUCGAGACAUCAAGUCGAGCAAUAUCCUUCUUGAUGACAAAUUAAAUGCCAAGAUUUCAGAUUUUGGUUUGUCAAGGUUAGCUUACAGUGACUUGAGUCACAUAUCAACCUGCGCCCAGGGUACUAUUGGGUAUAUAGAUCCUGAGUAUUUCAGGAGAUUCCAGCUGACUGAUAAGAGCGAUGUUUAUAGCUUUGGAGUUGUAUUGUUGGAGCUAUUGACUUCUAUGAAGGCAAUAGAUUUCGAUAGAGGAGAAGAUAAUGUCAACUUGGUGAUUUAUGUGCAAAGGAUGGUAGAGGAGGAAAAGUUUAUGGAGAUAAUUGAUCCUUUGCUAAAGGAGAAAGCGAGCAGCUUGGAGCUUGAGAGCAUCAAGGCAUUGGCACUUCUGGCGCUGGAUUGUUUGGAGGAAAGGAGAGAGAACAGGCCUUCCAUGAAAGAAGUUGCAGAGGAAAUUGAGUACAUCUUGACUAUUGCAGCAACAAAGAACCAAGGAAACUACUAGCUUAGCUCUCGUGUUAGGGACAUGAUAGCCAUGGCAUGUCAGUAUUCUUAAUAGAGAGUAAUAAUUUCAGCAGGUCCUUCCUAUGCAUGUACGUGUGUGUAAUUAAAUAAAAUAUAAGUAUUUAUAUAA